UACUGUCCUGAAACCAGCAGGAGACGAAAGAAGACGCUUGAAGGAGCUUGAGCUUCUUUCUGAGGGUCAAGAUAAAUCAGAGUUUCUUCUACCUGAGCCACCUCAAUUAGCCAAAGAUAAAUUUUAGUUGGAACCAGAACAUGAUCUGUGCACAUGCCAUGUUGUUGAGAAGGUCUUUUACAUCAAAGGCUGUUCCAGAAGCCCUUUGGAAAUUAGGAAGACUUAACCACAUUGCCAUAGCAACUCCGGAUCUAGCUAAGUCUGCUUCACUCUAUAAGAACAUCCUGGGAGCUAAUAUCUCAGAUCCCCAACCUCUUCCUGAUCAUGGAGUAACAACCAUAUUUGUCAACUUGGGCAACACCAAACUAGAACUUCUUCACCCACUGGGAGAAAAUUCACCCAUUCAGGGAUUCCUGGACAAAAACAAAUCUGGAGGCCUUCAUCACAUUUGUAUUGAAGUUGACAAUAUUCAAAAUGCCAUGAAAGAGGUGAAAGCAAAAGGUAUUCGCUGCCUUACAGAAGAACCGAAAAUUGGGGCCCACAAUAAACCUGUUGUGUUUCUUCACCCAAAGGACUGUGCUGGAGUUCUGGUUGAAUUAGAACAGUCAUAGGCAAGGCAUGAACAUUUUACCUAAGAUGAAGUAAAAUUUGUUUCGGCUUUAUAAUUUGUAAUUGUGCAACUUGGAAUAAGUUGUAUGGAAAAUCGGAGUUUGUAGAAUAAAUGGAAAGACAACUUA
Messenger RNA from Daphnia carinata, 737 nucleotides. Its product is annotated as methylmalonyl-CoA epimerase, mitochondrial-like. The coding region runs from base 141 to 611 and encodes 156 amino acids. Gene Ontology annotation, molecular function: methylmalonyl-CoA epimerase activity. The record is from RefSeq and is a predicted model, not a curated record. The transcript is spliced from 2 exons. NCBI's taxonomy places the organism in Eukaryota, Metazoa, Arthropoda, Branchiopoda, Diplostraca, Daphniidae. Gene Ontology annotation, biological process: L-methylmalonyl-CoA metabolic process. Gene Ontology annotation, cellular component: mitochondrion.